Molecule: messenger RNA, 1856 nt
Organism: Megachile rotundata (alfalfa leafcutting bee)
Lineage: Eukaryota; Metazoa; Arthropoda; Insecta; Hymenoptera; Megachilidae
Product: tRNA (guanine(6)-N(2))-methyltransferase THUMP3
Biological process (GO): tRNA methylation
Molecular function (GO): tRNA (guanine) methyltransferase activity
Source: RefSeq, a predicted model, not a curated record
AUAGUUGCAUUCUACACGCAAACUCGUUACACCAUUACAAUCAUGAAAAUUGUUGUUUAUUUUGCAAUGUAUACUAGCUUCUCCCGUUUUGUGCAAUGCAUUUGAUAAACGUUUGUUGUUAUGUUACACAAUAGUUAGAAAUUUUGUAAACUUUUCAACAAAAUUGACAUUUUGUAUCAGGAGGGCAUACGAUUCCAAGAGGUAUUCUUUUGUUUUGCGCAAAAACGCAUUCCAAGAUCCGCGCGAUUUUUGCUUCCUUUCACUUGGGAAUUUAAAAAACGUUCGCGUUUUCGCAUUUUCUAACACUGACAGUUCUAAUAGCGAUUCUAAUCCGCUUCUAUUUUCAAUGAUAUUUUAGUGUUUUAUUUUAUAAUUAAAUUUAAGUCUCCUGCGUCACCUAACACGUGGAAUUCGUUUGACAUUAGUCACGUGUAUAAUCAUGUGUUCGUGGAGUAUACAAUAAUUUGCACGUGUAUAAGUUACAACGUAAAUUACCUAAAUAUAAUUCGGUACGAAAAUGGACAAUGAAUCAGAUUUGCAGAAGCUCUUUUAUGAGUCGUUGAAUAAUGAUAAUGUUUUUAUGAUAGCGAUGACUGUCGACACAGGUUUCGAGUGGCAAGCGAUAGAUGAAUGCAAAGAAAUCCUGGAUAAAAAUGUUAAAAUUAUUAAAGAACGAGGAAAAAUAUUUGUUAACAUAUGUUGGAAUCAAUUUGCACAAAUACAAGAGAUGAGAUCAAUAGAUAACAUAUUUAUAGUGGCAGAUGUUAGAAAAUUUGAGUUUGUUGGAACUACUAAAGAGACUGAUUUACAGCUAAUUAAAGAUAGUGUGAACAAUGGUAUGAAAUUAGAAAAAUGUUUAAAUGCUUGGAAAUCUGUUACUGCCUUUCGUGGAAAAAUAUAUCCAACUAGUGAAGAGUAUACUUUAGCACAAAGUAAUCGUAAACUUGAAGACAGAACUAUUUUCCCUGCAACUCAGAGGGUAAAGAAAAGAGGUCAAGAUCCAUCUAAUGCCAAGGAAGAUGAAAUUUUAAGAUAUAGAGUAACAUGUGAAAGAACUGGUAAACAUACAUUCGAAUCUGCUGAUGUUGCUAGAGCUAUAGGAGGAGAGUUACAAGAUAAAUACCUUUGGCUUGUAGAUUUAUCUGCAUAUUAUUUAGAAGUAGUUUGUAAAGUAACUAACAAUGAGUUGGUAACACAGUUACGUGUUACUCAUGAAUCUAAGCACCGUAGAAAUAUUACAUGCUUUGGACCAACCACACUUAGAGCAACUAUAUGUUACAAUUUGUUACGGUUAACUCACCCUAAUCCAGGGGAUGUAAUAAUUGAUCCAAUGUGUGGUGGUGGCUCUAUACCAAUAGAGGCAACUUUGGUUUAUACUCAAUCUUAUGUUCUUGGAGGAGAUAAUCAUCCAAAAGCUAUAGCCAGAACAAAAUCCAAUGUUGAUACAUCUUGCACAAAGUGUAAAAUCGAUUUGAUGCAUUGGAGUGUACAACAGUUACCAUUGAAAGAUUCAUGUGUUGAUAUUGUUAUUACAGACAUGCCAUUCGGAAAAAGAAGUGGUAGAAUGAUAGACAACAGAAUACUCUAUAAACAAUUUCUGAUAGAACUGGGACGAAUUAUGAAACCCUCAACAGGCCGAGCAGCUUUACUCACGUAUGAUAGACGUAGUUUUAACACGGCUUUACAAUCUGCUGGAGACCUGUUUCGGGUAACAAAAAUGUUAGGUGUAAAUAUAGGUGGUCUCCAAGCUGCAGUGUACGUUUUAAAACGUACGGACACAGCUUAUGAUCAGUUUAAACCUAAAGUUGUUAAACACCUACAUACAAAAACAGUUCAACAAAAGUGAUUGUGGUUGU